AUGGACGGUAGCCAAGAGAACAAAGAGCCUUAUCAGAGUAGAAAAACUCGUAUCUCAGCACCUUUAAAGCAAGAAACCAGCAGGAUACCAAGGAAUUCAACAUCAUUGGACGACCCUCCCUCUAGCGCCUUCAAUCUGGACGGUAGCUUGCGAAAACGUGGUGGGAGUUUCUCAGCAGAAGUAAAUUUUACUUCCAGAGAAGCCGAUUACUCCCAAAGAGGCUAUCCAGAGAGCAUGAGCCUGGGCCCUGCACCGAGCGAUAGCCAUAACCGUCCUGACCCUCCUCAAUCACAAAUGGGCGCCCCAAGAUCUGGUUUCAUAUUAUUUUGUCCUCAGGCUGGGCAACAUGGGCUUCAACCUCUUCACUAUGCAGGUCAACUCCUCAGCCCACCCCAACUUGGUAACCCGUCACCCGAUCCCCUACCACCAACUCGUACUUACCUGAAAUGCCUGCUUUCUGAAGAGUCAUUUGAUGAUUUUCAAGAAUACCAAUAUAUAGGGCAGAACGACGAAAACAUGUGUUUCUCAUUUCCUACUGAUCAGUGUCCUCGUCAGAUUUUCUCAAAUCCAGUCGGAGCCCCUGCAAAUGUGCAAUAUUCACAUCUUCCUUCCCCCGAUCCCGCCCACACACAACAGAGCUUUUUGAACCCGGAUAAUUUCGGGAGCGGAUUCGACAAAGCUGGAGACUACAAUUCUUUGGACACACCCUUGCCAUAUAACUCACAGGCCAACCAAAACCAAGCAAGCAACGUGUCUCAGGGCUCACUUUCUUCCAAUGUUUCAGCUGGAGUACUUCCAGUUCAAUUGCACCCACCAAACUCCCAGCCCGUCUACGCACGCAAUCCAACACCUCCUCCCGGUUACAUGGUGUUUGGUUCACCAGAAGACCUCCAAGCAGCAGUUAAUAACAAUCCACUCGGAGUCCACGACUAUAUUCGUAGACUUGUCAAAGACAACCGCAAUCUUCUGGACAAAUAUGGUAGAUCUAUCCAACAGACUAAAGACGAAGAAGACAGAGGCAGGAGACAUAUUGCGACCAUAGAGAGAGCUUGGAAUAAAUUAAAUGCUGCCCUUGUACAGGCCAAUCCUGCCCUGGCAAGCAGUUUCGGAGCUGCUAUUCGAUCAAGCAGUGGAGUACAGACACAAGCAUAUGGUCUUGGUCAUGUGGCUGAUACCAGGACAUCUAGUAAUACUGUAGGAGAAAACCUUACGGGACAAGGUAAUGGCAGUUGGAGAGACAGAGGCGGUGACAGAGCAAGAUGGGAUGGAAGGGGAAAUGUGACUGGACAGGAACGUGCUGCUGGAGGCAGUCAAGAAGCGGCACCAGAACAUUCCACUGGCAGAAACACACGGUCUGCAAAGGAAGUGAGCAAGACUCCCGCGGAGGAUGAAAGCGAUAUUGAGAAUGCGGAUAAAGGCGAUUAUGACGGCAACAAUGGUUUCGCCUGA
Messenger RNA from Cadophora gregata, 1449 nucleotides. RefSeq lists its product as uncharacterized. The transcript is spliced from 2 exons. The record is from RefSeq and is a predicted model, not a curated record. Bases 1 to 1449 code for a protein of 482 amino acids. Lineage: Eukaryota; Fungi; Ascomycota; Leotiomycetes; Helotiales; Ploettnerulaceae.